Molecule: messenger RNA, 210 nt
Organism: Mesocestoides corti
Lineage: Eukaryota; Metazoa; Platyhelminthes; Cestoda; Cyclophyllidea; Mesocestoididae
Source: the annotation of a GenBank genome assembly
AUGCAAGACGUCGAGACACCGCAGCAGGAGAAGACUUUUGUCCACUCCGUUCUGUCUCAAUUGACUCAGGCCGUGUACGCCCCACCUCGGAAAGAUGCCGCCGUUUCGUCCGAGUUGGCCAGGCUUACUUAUUCACGCCUCGCUCCCUUCUUACAGCGUCCCGUAAGUGGAAUGUUCCAGUUUUUCUUCUCUCCUCAUCGCUUUCAGUGA